Messenger RNA from Dermatophagoides farinae (American house dust mite), 2649 nucleotides. NCBI's taxonomy places the organism in Eukaryota, Metazoa, Arthropoda, Arachnida, Sarcoptiformes, Pyroglyphidae. The record is from RefSeq and is a predicted model, not a curated record.
AAUAUUCUGAUGAUUCAGUUAUUAUCGUGUAUAUAUAAAAAAUAAUAAUUCUGUAUAGUGUAUAAAUAGUGAAUACAUAAUUGUUGCUCCUGUGUCCUUUUUAUCAGAAUAUUUUGCACAAUGUUUUUUGUUAUCCAAUGUGUAUGUUAUCCAAUGUUAUUGAACACACAAUAUUAAUUGUUUUGUGUCCUUAAACUUGGAAAUAAUCGUCAGUUGUUUUAGUGUUUUUUUCCGGUGAGUAGAUUACGCCACAAUUUUCGUCGACAAUAAAUAGUUGAAAUUUAGAACGGAUUCCUCGGAUUUCUUUUUUCCUACAAAAUAAAACGAAUAAUUAGUCAUUCAAAUGUUGGCCGUGUUUUUUUGCCUGCCCAUUCAUCAUCAGAAUCAAAUCACUCCAAAUAGUUAUUUGAACGAACAAAAUUGCCAUUAACCGCGGUCAAGAUGCCUCUACUAAAGCCGAACAUCAUGAGCGAUAUUCUGUCCACACCUGAACUAUCACGAUUUGGUUUGGCUGAAGCCAAAAUAAAUAUGCCAUCAACAUUGGCGUCAUCACAAUCAUCGAUCGAUAUUCGAACGUCUAAUACAAACAGCAAACUUAAAAGCAUUCCAGAACGUAUACCAGCAUUUGGUUUGCUUAUGGCAAUUCUAUCUGUAUUCUGCUUUUCAAUCGCUUCUGUCAUUGUUAGAAUAUUGGUUUCAUUACCUACCAUAGAAAUUCUUGUCUGGAGAUCAUUAUGUCAAUUUGUCGUAUAUUUUGCAACGACCUUGGUUUAUGGCUAUAAUUUUUUUGGACAACCAGGACACCGAUUAGAUUUGUUUUAUCGUUCAAUCUCUGGAACAAUAUCAUUAUCGGCCGUAUAUAUUGCUUAUCGAUUGAUACCAUUGUCCGAUGCCUCUACAAUUCAUUUUGCUUCACCUGUAUUCGUGACAGUUUUUGCUUAUUUCUUACUGAAAGAACCAUUAAGCAAGUUGCAAAUUAUUACUGGAACAAUCACUCUUACUGGUGUAUUUAUUAUUGCUAAACCAGAAUUUAUAUUUGGAUCAGAAUCCGAUGUAAUACAUGAAAUGCGAUUAGAAGGAAUUGUAUUGUCAGUAAUUGCAUCAAUGACAGCUGCAUUUUCAAUGAUUGCUUUGAGAAAAUUGAAAACUACACCUGUUGCUGUGGUAGUAAUGUGGUAUUCAUUUACAUUGGUUGUAUGUGGCUCAACCUAUUUGACAAUUUUUUCCACACCUGAACUAUCACGAUUUGGUUUGGCUGAAGCCAAAAUAAAUAAUAUGCCAUCAACAUUGGCGUCAUCACAAUCAUCGAUCGAUAUUCGAACGUCUAAUACAAACAACAAACUUAAAAGCAUUCCAGAACGUAUACCAGCAUUUGGUUUGCUUAUGGCGAAUCUAUCUGUAUUCUGCUUUUCAAUCGCUUCUGUCAUUGUUAGAAUAUUGGUUUCAUUACCUACCAUAGAAAUUCUUGUCUGGAGAUCAUUAUGUCAAUUUGUCGUAUAUUUUGCAACGACCUCCGUUUAUGGCUAUAAUUUUUUUGGACAACCGGGACACCGAUUAGAUUUGUUUUAUCGUUCAAUCUCUGGAACAAUAUCAUUAUCGGCCGUAUAUAUUGCUUAUCGAUUGAUACCAUUGUCCGAUGCCUCUACAAUUCAUUUUGCUUCACCUGUAUUCGUGACAGUUUUUGCUUAUUUCUUACUGAAAGAACCAUUAAGCAAGUUGCAAAUUAUUACUGGAACAAUCACUCUUACUGGUGUAUUUAUUAUUGCUAAACCAGAAUUUAUAUUUGGAUCAGAAUCCGAUGUAAUACAUGAAAUGCGAUUAGAAGGAAUUGUAUUGUCAGUAAUUGCAUCAAUGACAGCUGCAUUUUCAAUGAUUGCUUUGAGAAAAUUGAAAACUACACCUGUUGCUGUGGUAGUAAUGUGGUAUUCAUUUACAUUGGUUGUAUGUGGCUCAACCUAUUUGACAAUUGCAAAUAAAUGGAUAAUGCCAAACACUACACAAAUAUGGAGUCUGCUUAUUGCUAUUGGUAUUUGUGGCAUUCUCGAUCAAUAUUGUAUUACAUUAGCAUUUCAGUAUGAAAAGGCUGGACCAAUAUCGGUGGUGCGAACAUUCAAUAUUGUCCUUUCAUUUUUGUGGGAAGUGAUGCUUUUAAAUGAAGAUAUUGAAUGGACGUCUAUUCUGGGAGCCUGCCUCAUCUGUUCAUGUGUUAUUGUAUUGGCUUUAGUUAAAUGGUAUAAAGAAAGUCCAGAAAGUUUUGAAAAAAUCCGACGAAAACUUUGCUGUUUCUGUCCGGCACCUGGACCAAAACCAAAACCUAAAUCCAAAUCAUCAUUAUCCUCAUCGUCAUCAUCGUCAUCAUCAUCGAAACGAAACAAAAAAAUUAAUAAUAAAUCUAGAUCAAGAGAUAUAAAUAAUCAAAGUUCAUCAACUGUCGAUUUCAAUAUAGCCACAACAUUAGAUUCUACAAUGAAAAAACAUAAAAAGAAUGGUUCAAAUGAAUCGAUCGAUUCGAUUACCGUGCAAAAUACUGUCAAUUCGAAUGCCAUUUUAUUGAUCAAAUCAGAUGAUGAUGAUGAUGAUGAAUAGAAAGUAAAAAAAACCCAUUAGACACAACCAAUUAUCCAAGAAGAAGAAGAAGAAGAAGAAGAA